UGGACUGAGGGGCGGGGAGCAGGGGUGGAGCGCGCGGAGGGAGGCGAGGGGCUGCGCGGCCGGACUCCAUUAGUCGCUCGGCCGGGAGCAGCGCGUCGCCGGCUGAGGAGGCCCCGGCCCGCCGCCGCGCGAGCCUCUGGCCGGGAGCGCGAGGAGCGCGGAAGGAGCCAUGGCCCUGGACGGGAUCAGGAUGCCGGAUGGCUGCUACGCGGACGGGACGUGGGAACUGAGCGUGCAUGUGACGGACCUGAGCCGCGAUGUCACCCUCAGAGUGACCGGGGAGGUGCACAUCGGAGGGGUGAUGCUCAAGUUGGUGGAGAAGCUCGAUGUGAAGAAAGAUUGGUCUGACCAUGCUCUCUGGUGGGAAAAGAAAAGAACUUGGCUUCUUAAGACACAUUGGACGCUGGAUAAGUAUGGCAUUCAGGCAGAUGCGAAGCUUCAGUUCACCCCCCAGCACAAACUUCUUCGCCUGCAGCUUCCCAACAUGAAGUAUGUGAAGGUGAAAGUGAAUUUCUCUGAUAGAGUCUUCAAAGCUGUUUCUGACAUCUGUAAGACUUUCAAUAUCAGACACCCUGAAGAACUCUCUCUAUUGAAAAAACCCAGAGAUCCAACAAAGAAAAAAAAGAAAAAGCUAGAUGACCAGUCUGAAGAUGAGGCACUUGAAUUAGAGGGGCCUCUCAUCACUCCUGGAUCAGGCACCGAUGUUCUUUACAUUGGCCCUCUGAAAGGAAGUAUAUAUUCAAGCCCAGGACUUUAUAGUAAAACAAUGACCCCCACUUACGAUGCCCAUGAUGGAAGCCCCUUGUCACCGACUUCAGCUUGGUUUGGUGACAGUGCUUUGUCAGAAGGCAAUCCUGGUAUCCUUGCUGUCAGUCAGCCAAUCACAUCACCAGAAAUCUUGGCAAAAAUGUUCAAGCCUCAAGCUCUUCUUGACAAAGCGAAAAUCAACCAAGGAUGGCUUGAUUCCUCAAGAUCUCUCAUGGAACAAGAUGUGAAGGAAAAUGAGGCCUUGCUGCUCCGGUUCAAGUAUUACAGCUUUUUUGAUUUGAAUCCAAAGUAUGAUGCAAUCAGAAUCAAUCAGCUUUAUGAGCAGGCCAAAUGGGCGAUUCUCCUAGAAGAAAUUGAAUGCACGGAAGAAGAAAUGAUGAUGUUUGCAGCCUUGCAGUAUCAUAUCAAUAAGCUGUCAAUCAUGACAUCAGAGAAUCAUUUGAACAACAGUGACAAAGAAGUUGAUGAAGUCGAUGCUGCUCUUUCAGACCUGGAGAUUACUUUGGAAGGGGGUAAAACAUCAACAAUUUUGGGUGACAUCACUUCCAUUCCUGAACUUGCUGACUAUAUUAAAGUUUUCAAGCCAAAAAAGCUGACUCUCAAAGGUUACAAGCAAUAUUGGUGCACCUUCAAAGAUACAUCUAUUUCUUGCUAUAAGAGCAAAGAAGAAUCCAGUGGCACACCAGCUCAUCAGAUGAACCUAAGAGGAUGUGAAGUUACCCCAGAUGUAAACAUUUCAGGCCAGAAAUUUAACAUUAAACUCCUGAUUCCAGUUGCAGACGGCAUGAAUGAAAUCUGGCUUCGUUGUGACAAUGAGAAACAGUAUGCACAUUGGAUGGCAGCCUGCAGGUUAGCCUCCAAAGGCAAGACGAUGGCAGACAGCUCCUACAACCCAGAGGUGCAGAAUAUUCUCUCCUUCCUGAAAAUGCAGCACUUAAACCCAGAUCCUCAGUUCAUACCGGAGCAGAUCACAGCUGAUAUCAAUCCUGAGUGUCUGGUGUCCCCUCGCUAUCUGAAAAAGUACAAGAACAAGCAGGAAAAAGGAUGCAAAAAACAGAUGCCAGGCUAUAUAAGAGAUUUGAUAACAGCAAGAAUCCUGGAGGCCCAUCAGAACGUAGCUCAGAUGAGUCUAAUUGAAGCCAAGAUGAGAUUUAUUCAAGCGUGGCAGUCGCUACCAGAAUUCGGCAUCACACACUUUAUUGCAAGGUUCCAAGGGGGAAAAAAAGAAGAACUUAUUGGCAUUGCGUACAACAGACUGAUUAGGAUGGAUGCUGGCACAGGAGACGCAAUUAAAACAUGGCGUUUCAGUAACAUGAAACAGUGGAAUGUUAACUGGGAAAUAAAAAUGGUCACCGUAGAGUUUGCAGACGAAGUACGAUUGUCCUUCAUCUGUACUGAAGUAGAUUGCAAGGUGGUUCAUGAAUUCAUCGGUGGCUACAUAUUUCUCUCAACGCGUGCAAAAGACCAAAAUGAGAGUCUGGAUGAAGAGAUGUUCUACAAACUUACCAGUGGCUGGGUGUGAGGAGAAGUGCGUGGUGAAACUGUGGCCAUACUGAUAUUUAACUUUCAGAGCUGUUGUUUGUUAUAUGCUGCUUAAUAAAGUAAGCUUGAAAUUCCUCAUUUUAUCAUGAAAACUCUUUUUGCCUUACCAGACCAGUUAAUAUGUGCACUAACAACACGACUGUUAAUCUGCUAUCAUGAUACAGUGUAUGAACUCGAACAGUCACACAUUCCUUAGGCCAUGAAUUGAAAACUGAAGUAGUGGGCAAGUCAGGAACAAACAUCCCCGGUUGAAGCUAGCCAACUUGCGAGAAACUCAAGCCAUCUACUUUACAGCUAUCCAGGGCUUAAACUAUAUGAAGUCUAUUUAUCAUGUUUAAUGCAUGUGUUUUAAUGUAUGUUUAAUUUGACCUCGUGUUUUAAAAAUAUCCUACUUCUGGUGGCCAUUUGAUUCCCUCCCCUGCACUCCUUACAUAAUCCAGGCUCGCAAAAGAUGCCUGAUAUUUAAUAAUGUUACUGUUUGACCUUGAAGGAAAAUGCUGUUAGUCCGUUAUGCUUGGUUGGUUUUUGUUCUUGAAUAAGCAUGUAUGUAUAUUGUCUUGUUUUUAUUUUUACACCAUAUUGUAUUAGAACACUUUUUAGUAUUCACCAGCAUAUUCACUGUCUGCCUAAAAUAUGCAACUUUUGCAUUACAGUAUGAAGUAAAGGUCUCUGAAGUGUGCAUUUUAUGUAACUAAUGUACAAACACAAAUUUUAUAAAAUUGUACAGUUUUUUAAAAAACUACUCACAGUUAGCAAAUGGCUUAGACGUAUCAUCUUUGCAUUAAAUGCUUUUAAAAGUAUAAUUAAUGUGCAGUUUUAAUAUCUGCUAAAUUAAGAAUGACUUCAUUACAGUCGUGAUUUGCCACAGUGCCCUUAACUCUGCCGCCCGCGCCGGCCGUGCUCCAGUCUGCUGCGCUGUCACGACCCACGUUGGUGCUAGUCAGACAACUCAUAGCUCACGUAGCCCGAGAGGGUGCGGGGAGGGACGGGUUACAAGUAUUGUCCAAUAACCCAUGGUUUAAAGACUGUAUAAAUGCAUUUUAUUUUAAAUAAAAGCAAAAUCUUUUA
Molecule: messenger RNA, 3378 nt
Organism: Equus caballus (horse)
Lineage: Eukaryota; Metazoa; Chordata; Mammalia; Perissodactyla; Equidae
Gene: FERMT2
Product: FERM domain containing kindlin 2
Biological process (GO): integrin-mediated signaling pathway; cell-matrix adhesion
Cellular component (GO): extrinsic component of cytoplasmic side of plasma membrane; focal adhesion
Molecular function (GO): integrin binding
Source: RefSeq, a predicted model, not a curated record